CUUGGAACAAGCUCCAAGCCCCCAGCCUCCCAGCCCUUUUCCAUACUGGGUGUGUUCUUGCUUCUGGCUCUGUUUACUGCCACCUCUCUAAGAAUUUCCCUCCAUCUCUUAAAGGUAGGGAUCUCAAAAUACUCACAGCUAUUAAUAGCCCAGCCAGCCCCAGACAGUCCACUGAGAGCUGGCAUGGGUGCUUUAAAGUAAAAAGGAGCUUUAGGCUUUCAGAGGAGAACAGUGUCCCUACCUAGGACAGGGAACUCCAUGUAACCAUGGUUGAUUAGCCCCUCACAGAGCGUUCUUGUCAAGCUGAUCCGUUGUCCCUGGGGUCACCCAGGGUGUCUACAGGCACGAGGAGUUCCUUUGACAGCUGUGGCUCGUAUGCUGCCAGGACUAGAAACUUAAACCAGAAAGCCCCUGCCCGGAUGGCAGCAGUAGUUCUAGGGGGAGACACCAUGGGCCCUGAGCGUAUCUUCCCCAAUCAGACUGAGGACUUAGGGCCACAUCAGGGUCCUACAGAAGGAACUGGGGAUUGGAGCAGUGAAGAACCCGAGGAAGAGCAGGAGGAAACAGGAGCAGGCCCAGCAGGCUACUCGUACCAGCCCCUCAAUCAAGACCCUGAACAAGAAGAGGUGGAAUUGGCACCAGUGGGUGAAGGAGAAGAUGGAGCUGCUGACAUCCAAGAUCGGAUCCAGGCCCUGGGGCUUCAUCUGCCAGACCCUCCAUUGGAGAGUGAGGAUGAAGAUGAGGAGGGAGCCGCCGCAUUGAGCAGCCACAGCUCUAUCCCCAUGGACCCAGAACAUGUAGAGCUGGUGAAAAGGACGAUGGCUGGAGUAAGCCUGCCUGCACCAGGGGUUCCUGCCUGGGCUCGGGAGAUCUCGGACGCUCAGUGGGAAGAUGUGGUACAGAAAGCCCUCCAAGCCCGGCAGGCAUCCCCUGCCUGGAAGUGACCAGAGAGCGAGCUGCCUUACCUCCCUACAUUCCAAGUCAGGACCAGCACAGGACUAACAACUCUGGUCUUAACAGCCUCCUCCUUCCCAUGUCCCUUUCACACCAAGGCGACUCAGACCUCUCAGAGACCCACUUUAUUCAGUUCUGUACAUAUGGGGACAUCGGCCCAAGCCCAGCCCACCUUAGCAUGUAUCACUCUGUGGAGAAUAAAGCACCCUGUGUACACAGCCAGAAGCCA
This is a messenger RNA of Mus musculus (house mouse), 1183 nucleotides long. It is a transcript of the gene Mea1, whose product is annotated as male enhanced antigen 1. Lineage: Eukaryota; Metazoa; Chordata; Mammalia; Rodentia; Muridae. The coding region runs from base 420 to 944 and encodes 174 amino acids. Gene Ontology annotation, biological process: spermatogenesis. The transcript has 4 exons. The record is from RefSeq and is a predicted model, not a curated record.